CCGUGGGUGGGAUCCCUCCCAUCAGAUCUGGAUCCAUCUUACCCAAAAAGCUCUGCCGUGGGUGUUUUUCUUAUUUUGGUGAAUAUUUCUGCAUCUUUUUGUUUAAUGUUCAAGCUUGUACAUGUUCCGUUUGAGAUUGAAUGAAAAAUCAAAAAAAAAAUUUGUUCAGUUCAUUUUGUCUGAUGAAUGAUAAAAUUGAGAUUGGAACACUAGAAUUUAUUACUAAAAGAAUUCAAUUUAUUAUUCAAACAAAUAACAAAGAAUCAUCAAACAAAUGAACAACAAAACCCACAUAUCAUCAAAUCCCAUCUCUCUCUCACCGUUUUCUCUAGUUUCUGCGUACCCUCACUCAGCGUCCCCUUUUUUGAACUCGGAAGCCCUUGGCUUUCCGAGUGUUUUGCCGCUUGAGCUGCCGGGCUCUUCGGCUGCUCAAGCCUCCUGGAGCCAGUUACGUCCUCCCUACUCCGAUGACCCCUGGGUGCUCUAUCCGGUGGUCGUCCAACCCUCAUGCGGAUCUACCGUGGUGGUUGUUGGGUUCCUAGAUCUGGUGGCCACCGCCGGUUUGGCUUCCCGCCUCGGCAUCCUGGAGACUAAGCGCCACUCCUUCACGAGUAGAUUGAAGGGUGUCCAGUUAUUUGGAUCGUUCGACCAGAGGAACUGGUAAUCAACUCCUUUGAGGUUGUCCGGGUGCAUUGUUCACCUCCCUUCUUUGCCAUUGCAAUUGGGUCUACUCCGGAUUUACUCUCCAGCUGUUCUCUCUCUGGUUGUUUUUUUUUACUCUUAUCCUGUGGAUAAGAUUUUCUGUAGAUGCCGUAAUGGCGGUGCUGUAAUACAAUGCUUUCUCUGUG
This is a messenger RNA of Rubroshorea leprosula, 848 nucleotides long. NCBI's taxonomy places the organism in Eukaryota, Viridiplantae, Streptophyta, Magnoliopsida, Malvales, Dipterocarpaceae. The record is from the annotation of a GenBank genome assembly.